Messenger RNA from Yamadazyma tenuis ATCC 10573, 1649 nucleotides. Lineage: Eukaryota; Fungi; Ascomycota; Pichiomycetes; Serinales; Debaryomycetaceae. The record is from RefSeq and is a predicted model, not a curated record.
UCCUGUUCCCACAUCCUACAAUGAACAGUGAAUAUACCUAUGAUGAUAUCGAGCCGGUGGCCUUGAAUGAAGAGCAACCACAACUCUGCCAGAUUCUCUACACCGACCAGUUCAAGUCUGUGAUGGGAACGCUUUUGGCGUUGAUGAAGAAAAACGAGUACAGCGACCGGGCGCUUGCCCUCACGGGCUUGGGAAUUGAGAUAUUACCCUCCCACUAUUCCAUAUGGAUCUACCGCUACAAUGUAAUCCGUGAGAUUGGCAAGGACUUGGUGGAUGAGCUUGAUUGGUUGGAAACCAUAUCUUUGGACAACGAAAAGAACUAUCAAAUCUGGAAUUAUCGCCAGUUGAUAAUUGAGCAGGUUAUCGGCACUACGGGCCAAUACAACUACCACCGCGAAUUCCCCAUCAUGGCGGCUAUGCUCAGCUCAGACGCCAAGAACCACCAUGUUUGGACAUACCGCAAGUGGGUUGUGUCGAGAUUUGGGUUAUUUGCUGAUGAAAAGGAGAAUCUGUUUGUGGAGGCCAUGAUUGAGCAAGAUGUUCGAAACAACAGUGCUUGGAACCACCGAUUUUAUUUGAAGUUUGGCCAUGAGCAGGGCGACGCCGCCACGAGCGAUGUAGUGGAUGAAGAAUUGGAAUAUGUAAAGCACAAAAUUACCGUGAGUCCUCAGAACGAGUCGUCUUGGAACUAUCUCUUGGGAAUUUGCAACAAGUUCAAUAUCAGCUUGCAGACAUUGGAAGGAUUCUGCAAGCAGUUUGUCAACGAUGGGACAGAUUCUGCUGAUGAGAUAGAACUCAUCAAGUCGUCGUAUGCCUUGGAGGUGUUGGCACAGGUGUAUAAUGAUGACAAGUCAAUUCUUUACUACGACUUGUUAAGCACCAAGUACGACCCAAUCCGCAAGAACUACUGGCAGUACAUGAAAUCGAUGCUAAUCUAACCAGUGUGGUCAAUCUAGCCGGGUGAUAAGGGCAAGAUAAUGAUAUAUACCCAUGAAACACAACACCUGAAACUAAACCAGUUCUAAUCUUGCAGUACAUGAAAUUUGAGCCUAUACCAUGCCGCCUUUCACCCCAAGUCGCUCCCAAUAAGCUACAAAGUUCGCCAAUUGUUACUACACACCGGGGUCUCGCAUGAAUGGUUUCUUACACCGUCUGCACCCUGAAUCUCAAUUCCCCAGUGAAGCACUCUUGUUGAUAAUGGUCCAUGACGCACAAUUGAAGAUUCAUCUGUGGCAACUGAAACGGACGCCCCCUACACUUUCCUAACGAUCGUCUUGAACAUUCCCACUUGAGCCUUCCAAAUUGGUAUCAAUGUGUCCGAAUAGGGGCUGACAAUAAAAGGAGAAUUUUAGGGAUUUACAUCGAUAAUGCUCGCAAAGCAAAUGAGGCUGAAUGAUUUUGCGAGCCCUUCAAGGCCAAUAAAUUGAUUAGUCGUCUUAGGGUUUAAGUUGGUCUUUUAAAGUUUUUGGUUACUAACAUCAGUUGUCUAUACUUAAAUCCUACAUGAGUGACGGCAAUUUAAGUAUAACCCCGAUUGCUACCUAAGAAAGUAUUUCAGUAGAAUUGUGUAUGAAAUAUAUGAUAUGUAUGAUAUGUAUGUUUAACUGCGUCUACGACAUGCAGUCAACAAUACUUAAAAUUUAGCCACU